This is a messenger RNA of Aspergillus calidoustus, 3072 nucleotides long. The record is from the annotation of a GenBank genome assembly. Lineage: Eukaryota; Fungi; Ascomycota; Eurotiomycetes; Eurotiales; Aspergillaceae.
AUGAUGGAAUUUCUCUGGAGUUUGGGACCUGGAUUCAGUUGGUUUCGAGAGCAAGAGCAAGAAUGGAGCAGUUUUUAUUAUUAUAGACGUUGUAUCGCGCUCACCAAGGGCUUCCAUCCUUUCUUCUCGACUUCUACUUCCCAUUAUCCCUUCCCCUCCCUCGCAGUCCAUGAUCACGAUCCCGUACUAUCUUUGGGGCGCCUUAUCUUUGAGCGGACGUUGAUCCAUUCAAUUCCCUUGAUUGCCUCGUUCCUCCUGCACCAGCAUUCGGUCACACGACAACAAAUCAUAAGCGCUUUUUCAUGGCCAUUGCUUGUCCAACGUCUAUUGAAAAUGGCGUACAACGCCGUUUCUCAAGCCGACCACGCGCUGGCUUCCGAUUCUGAUGAUUCCAGGAGUCCCUCGCCGCAGCCACCCCAUCAUCCCGCUUCAUUCGAGAAGCUGCCUUUGGACGCCGACAACAUCGGCGCCGGGAGCUAUCUGCAGCGCGCGAAAACCAAUGACCCUGAGGACAACGGUCUAAGGCGCCUUGGAUCUAUGAUUCGGUCAAUGACAACGCCCAAUUACGAUAUGGUGGAGGGAGACGACUACGAAGUGAUAGCCGAUCCGCGUCCGCCAACAGGCCCGGGCCUCAAUAGUGCCAGUAGCCCCAACGUUAGCCCCCAUCGCCCUCUUGCGUCUGCAGCUCCUGCUCCUCCUGUGCCUGUGCCUGUGCCUGAUGUUUCUCCGACCGAGGACCGCGCUGACUUGCGAACACCAACCACUGAGAACUCGGUCCCUCUCAGUCACCCGACCCCAGGAUUACAAUCGCUUCAGGGGGCCUACCUUCAUAAUGUCGAGAGGUUGGAAAAGACAGCCGAGCGAUUAAGUCUGAGCUCCACAGAUAUCGGGAGUGAGAUACGGAAGAUGGAUCUCGAACAAAGGAGGCGCUCAAGCUCAACCUCUAAUUAUCCUAAUUCCCACAGUGUCCAGGAUGGCCAGCCUCACACGGUUGGUUCACGCCGAGGCUCCUUGCAGUCGGUUUCUCGCCUCGCGCAACUCUCAGAACAACAAGCACUCGAAGACCUCCCCGAACAUUCAACUACCACGCAACACCCCAUACACUCCUACCUUCCUCCGCCCCCUGAACCCGCGGCAUACCAUCCAGAGAUGAACGAUCAGGUUGGAAUUGAGCGACCGUCGUCGGCAGCGUCUGGUGACACAUAUCGCCAGGCCAAGAUUCUGUUUACAGACUUCGAUGGCGUUCACUUUGUUCCCAAUGGGGAUCGGCGGUUUUCUUUGACCAGACCCCCGCUGGCCAGCCGGUCCGAGCCAUACAAGCAACCACAGGAAGGGGAGAACAUGGUCUUUUACCCAGCACCCGUGCCAAUGAUGCUCAACCUACCGCCUCGACUCUCUCAGCGCCCAGAUCAAACCGAACGAGAGAAGCGUCGCACACAGCUUCUUGACGUAGUUUCGCCCGAGAACAGAAAAUCAGCACCAUGGCUUUCCGAGCAAAAUCAAAGCAAUGAUCGCAGACGGACCAAACAGCCGUCAGAUCUACCGCCACAACUACGUGCCAGUGUAUUUUUUGAACCGCCUAGUGCAUCACUCGAUAUAGAUCCGGCCCAGACCUCGGCAGUCGCAACGCUUGAUAGCAUCCUUGAUGCUUCCACAACGGCCCCGGUUACCGCUUUUACCGACCAUCCCUUUGCUGGUCAUCUUGGUUCAGAGGUGUAUGGCAGUUCCAAACAUGGGAAAGACGUGUCGGGACAACGGAAGAAGCAGCGACCCAAGAGCGCCCAUGCGCUGGGGCAGCAGCCCUCAAAUUCGAAUCUUCGAUCUAGUACGCUUGCAGUGAAUACUAUGUAUCCCACAUCGGAGGCCCAGGCGGCUGAUACGCAUGAAACCACUUCAUUACGCAGACACGACAGGGAAUCAGGUACUGACACAGACAAUGAUUCCGAGUCAGGGACAGGGAGCAGCAGCGGAGAAGACGCUUCCGAGGAAGAGGAAGAUGAAGAAUCACAUUACAUUGGGCCUCCGGCUACAUUGCUCGCAGAAUUGGAGAAGAGAAAGCACGACCUGAAACAUAGGCGGCGAACCGCAGCCAAUGCGGUUGGAAUGCACUCAACGCUUCUUGAGCUUGAAGCCGUUGCAGCGAAACAGAGUGAGCACAGGCGGCAGAAGCCCGUUGCCCUGGCCUGGGAGAACCCAGAUGGUCCAAAUAACGAUGAAGACGAAGACGAGGAUGUGCCACUCGGCAUGCUUUUCCCCGACAAAGCCCAAGCUGCUGAUGAGACUCGGCCCUUGGGUCUUAUGGAGAAGAGAGAAAUGGAGGAGAGUGAGCCCUUGAGCAGGCGGCGAGCUCGACUUCGGGGUGAGCCGCUACCGCAAGCCCUGGAUCAGCGUCCUAUGACCAUGCAUUCACAAGCGCCCCAAGGUCCUUUCGCUUCCCCUCCAGAAGAUGAAAGCGGCGAUGAAGGAGAAACUCUCGGUCAGCGCCUGAGGCGACUCAAGGGCCACGAACGUAACGUCUCGAAAGCCGAUACCGACUUUACGACCGAGCUCUUGGCCGAGCUCGACAAUUUGAAGGAUGACGAGAACAAGGACAAAGAAAAUGAACCAUCGCAGGAGAACGAAAGUCUAGCUCAGAGACGGGCUCGUCUCAAGAAGGAAGCUGAUGCGAAGCGGAAUUCAGGCUUGAAAAUUCCCCGAUACCGACGGAGUAUGGCGGAUGUACUCCAUGCUCGACGCCCGACUACUGCCGGACAACAGUCUUUACAGCAGGAAGUACCAAAUUCCAAUGGACCAGCUGGCCAGCUUAAUCAUAGAAUGUCCAUGCAACAACUCCCCGUCAGUGCUGGGCCUCCGAAGACAGCAGGAGGAUACUCGCAAUAUCAAGCGCCUAGCAUGGUCGGUCCUUAUGGAUACGGAAUGGCACACCCCAACACAUUUUACAGCGACGCCAUCCUGGGCAAUGGGCAUAUGAGUUAUGCAAUGCCCACUAACGUCCAUCCCAAUGCCGUGCGACAGGGGGUAGAACCGGGACAACGAGAAAUCAUCGAUCGGUGGAGGCAGAGCAUUGUUUAG